Messenger RNA from Taeniopygia guttata (zebra finch), 2354 nucleotides. Lineage: Eukaryota; Metazoa; Chordata; Aves; Passeriformes; Estrildidae. The record is from RefSeq and is a predicted model, not a curated record.
GAUUUCCGGUGUAAAGCCCGCCUUUUUCCCUUUUCUCCUGAGGCGACUUCCGGCCGGGUGCCGCGCUGGCGCCGCCAUGUUCCUGCAGUGCUAAGAGAACGAGGGCGGGGAGCGCGUCUACACCCUGCGGAAGGUGUCCCCGGACGGGGUCCCCACACGCUUGGCGCACCCCGCCCGCUUCUCCCCCGAUGAUAAAUUCUCCCGGCACCGCCUGGCCCUGAAGCGGCGCUUCGGGGUUUUGCCAACGCAGCGAGGCCGGACUCUGCUGUGAGGCACCCCAGAAAUCCCCUGAGGAGCCCUGAGAUGGCCCCGAGCUCCUGGGAGGGAUCCCCGCCAUGAGAGAAGGUCAAAUCACAGUGCCAGCAGACUGCACGGAAAUGAGGGGAAAGGAACGUUUUAAAGAGGAGGAAAAAUGAAAUAUUAAAGGUCGAGGGUCUCUGAGUUUUGGUGACCAAAUAACUUGGGGUUUUCUUCCUGUUUUGGGGGUAUUUUUGUGGUUUUUUGGGUCUGGGGAGAGAAUUUAGGGGGUAUUGGGGGAAGCGCUAACGGGGCUCUAAGGGGCGCGGGGGAUGAUGGGAGUUGUAGGCGCGGGUAUAACGGUGCUCUAUGGGGCGCGGGGCAUGAUGGGAGAUGGAGUCGCGGGUAUAACGGUGCUCUAUGGGGCGCGGGGCAUGAUGGGAGAUGGAGUCGCGGGUAUAACGGGGCUCUAUGGGGCGCGGGGCAUGAUGGGAGAUGGAGUCGCGGGUAUAACGGGGCUCUAUGGGGCGCGGGGCAUGAUGGGAGAUGGAGUCGCGGGUAUAACGGGCUCUAUGGGGAGCGGGGCAUGAUGGGAGAUAGAGUCGCAGGUAUAACGGGGCUCUGGGGUGCGGGAGAUAAUGGGAGAUGGAGUCGCUGCUUUAAAGGGGCUAAGUGAGGCCGCGGGGCAUCACGGGAAAUCGGGGCAUGGCCGUAAAUGCGCGCAAUGGGCGCCGCGGGGCAUGAUGGGAGCUGUAGUCCCGGAAUUCUCUGUAACGGAGCGGUUGGGGGUCCUGGAGGGCAGGUGUGGGUCUACAGGGGCACCUGGGGGGAUUCUGUGGGGUCGGGAAGCCCCUGGGGGCACCUGGGGAGCUCUGAGGGGUCUCCGUGGGGCUCAGGACGUGACGGGAAUUGUCGGGCCGGAACUCGGCUCUGAGGGGGCUCUGUCGCCGCGGGGCAUGACGGGAGCUGGACUCCUAGCUUUAACGGCGCUCCGUGCGUGCCGCGGUGCAUGGUGGGAUCUGUAGUCCCUUAGGUGGCGCUCGGAGGCCUCUGUGUUGUUUGGGGCAUCUGGGCGUUCGAGGAGGCGUUCGGGCGUCCCGAAUGGGCUCGGGGGGGCUCUCGGGGGUCCCGCAGGGUCUGGGGGGCUCCUGUGAGGCUCAUGGUAGCGGAUAGGGGAGCGCUGUGGAGCGCGGGGCCUGACGGGACUUGUAGUUAGGCCGCCAUGGAGCCGCUGUGCAUGAUGGGGCUUGUAGGCUCAAAGUCGCUAAAAUGGCGCCGACACCAGGCCCCGCCUCCAACUGCUGUUCCAGGGUGCUGAUUGGUUGCAGACAGUGAUGGGCGGGAGCCUCAGCCAAUGGGAGGCGGCAGAGGCGGGACCAGCCCAUUCAACCCCUCCAGUCCCUCCCAGUAAAGCCCAGUUCAUCCCAGUCCAGGCUAGUUCCUCCCAGUACAGCCCCAGUGCCCCUCCAGUCCCUCCCAGUGCAGCCCAGUUUGCCCCUGUGCCUCCCAGUAUCUCCCAGUUCUACCAGUGCCACUCCCAGUUCGUCCCAGUCCAUCCCAGUUUGUCCCAGUGCAUCCCAGUGCCACUCCCAGUCUGUCCCAGUGCUCCCAGCAUCCCCCAGUGUCACUCCCAGUUCAUCCCAGUAUCCCCCAGUUCAUCCCAGUCCUUCCGCGGCCAAGCCUCUGCCCCGCCCCCAUAUUUGGCCACGCCCCUUCCAUUGGUCACGCCCCCUCGUUCCGUGCCCCGCCCCCUCCCAUUUCCAGUUCCCGCGGCUGCUCUGGGAAGGGAUCAAAGGUGACGGAAUGGAGUGGGAACAGCUCCGGGAACUGGUGAUACUGGGAGUUCUGUCCCUGGCCAGAGGCGACACCCCCGAUGCCUCCAGUCCCUUCCAGUUCGACUGGUGUCACCUGCGCGUCGGUGGCCUCGCGGUGGCCGCAGUGCUGAGCGUGCUGGGGGUCGUCGUCCAGUGGGAAGUGCAAGUGCCGGAGCAAGGCCAGCUGAAACCCGGGGACAUUUGGGGACAUUCGGGGACAAUUUGGGGACACUCGGGGACAUUUGGGGUCAUCGGGGGAUUUGGGGACGUUGGUGGAUGACAUCGGGGACACUUUUUGGGGGA